This is a messenger RNA of Carassius auratus (goldfish), 1039 nucleotides long. RefSeq names its product probable E3 ubiquitin-protein ligase MID2. The transcript has 4 exons. Gene Ontology annotation, cellular component: microtubule. Gene Ontology annotation, molecular function: microtubule binding. Bases 1 to 822 code for a protein of 273 amino acids. Gene Ontology annotation, biological process: protein localization to microtubule. Lineage: Eukaryota; Metazoa; Chordata; Actinopteri; Cypriniformes; Cyprinidae. The record is from RefSeq and is a predicted model, not a curated record.
AUGCCUGUGGUUUUAAUGGCAGUGCUGAUGUUUCCUAAGGACAUUCUGGGUCUGUAUAACUCUGUAGAUAGCUGGAUGAUCGUGCCCAAUAUCAAGCAGAAUCACUACACAGUCCACGGCCUGCAGAGCGGCACCCGUUACAUUUUCUUCGUCAAGGCUAUCAACCAGGCAGGCAGCAGAAACAGCGAACCUGCUCGCCUCAAAACCAACAGUCAGCCUUUCAAACUGGACCCCAAAACAGCCCACAAGAAGCUGCGCCUCUCCAAUGAUUGUCUGACCAUGGAGAAGGAUGAAAGUUCCCUGAAGAAGAGUCAUACUCCAGAACGAUUCAGCGGAACUGGAUCAUACGGUGCCGCUGGCAACGUCUUCAUUGACAGUGGCUGCCAUUAUUGGGAGGUUUUACUGGGAGCCUCCACAUGGUACGCUCUUGGUGUGGCUUACAAGUCAGCACCCAAAAACGAAUGGAGCGGUAAAAACUCAUCGUCUUGGGUUUUCACACGCUGCAACAACAACUUCCUGGUGCGGUACAACAACAAGGAGUCGAUCGUGGAGGCUUCGCUACAGCUGCGCAGGGUCGGGGUGCUGCUGGACUACGACAACAACGCCCUGUCCUUCUACGACGCCAUGAACUCGCAGCACAUUUACACUUUUGACGUUUCCUUCCUGCUUCCAGUGGCUCCCACCUUCAUGAUCUGGAACAAGUCAUUGAUGAUCAUGUCAGGGCUGCCCGUGCCUGACUUCGUGGACUGUAGCGAGCAGCAAGAAGGCAUCUGCCGCCAACAGGAUUCGCCCUAUGUGUCCGGAGUGAAAAGCUGCCACUGAGGCUUCAUAGGAGUUGUUCCCUUACCCUUCUUAUUUUCCUGGUUUUAUAACUGGGGUGAAGUUUAGCGAGUGGAUUAAGAGCUCUCAGAUUUAAACAGCUGAAAUGGGGGAAAUUGUAAAUUAUUUAUGACUAAAUAUUUGCUUUUUUGUCAGUUUUAAUGUAUCCCUAAAAGCACUUUUAGAGUUGAAUUUGUUGCCCCUGUGUGUAAAAAAAAAA